CCGACGCAUCUACCAAAGAAGGCUGACCUCCUUCUCCUGCUCACCACACGGGCAUCCUUCGGGUGCAGCCGAAGGCCAGCUGAAAGCCAAGGGGCUCCGCCUCCGCCCGGUCCUUCCCGUUUUCUUUGUGUGUUGGUCCCCACGAGCGUUCAAAACUGUUUCUCCAACGGUUCUUCCAGAAACUCGGACUGUUCUCCAAAGCAGACGCAGCCCUGCAGCCCUCGCGGGCAGAAGUGAUGGGGAGUGUGCGAGUGAACCGCUACAGCGUCGUUUCAUCAGAAGAGGACGGGAUGAAGCUGGCCACUGUCGCCGUGCCCAACGGCUACGGGAACGGCAAGGCCAAGGUGCACACACGGCCCCAGGCGCAGAGCCGCUUCGUCAAGAAGGAUGGCCACUGCAACGUGCAGUUUGUCAACGUGAGCGAGAAGCGCCAGCGCUACCUCGCCGACAUCUUCACCACCUGCGUGGACAUCCGCUGGCGCUGGAUGCUCCUGAUCUUUUGCUUGGCCUUCCUCCUCUCGUGGCUCUUCUUCGGCUGCAUCUUCUGGCUGGUGGCCAUCUUCCAUGGAGACAAAAAGUGCAUUUCCAACGUCACCAACUUCACAGCUGCCUUCCUCUUCUCCAUCGAGACACAGACCACCAUCGGUUACGGCUACCGUUAUGUGACAGACCAGUGCCCCGUGGCCGUCUUCAUGGUGGUCUUCCAGAGCAUCGUGGGCUGCAUCAUUGACGCCUUCAUCAUAGGUGCGGUGAUGGCGAAGAUGGCCAAGCCCAAGAAGCGCAACGAAACACUGGUGUUCAGUCACAACGCCACGGUGGCCAUGCGGGACAACAAGCUGUGCCUGAUGUGGCGGGUGGGCAACCUGCGCAAGAGCCACCUGGUGGAAGCCCACGUUCGAGCCCAGCUCCUCAAGUCCCGGACCACCGCCGAGGGGGAGUACAUCCCACUGGACCAGGUGGACAUUGACGUGGGCUUCGACAGCGGCAUCGAUCGCAUCUUCCUGGUGUCCCCCAUCACCAUUGUCCACGAGAUUGACGAGGACAGCCCCUUCUACAACAUGAGCAAGCAGGACCUGGAGACCUCCGAGUUUGAGAUCGUGGUCAUCCUCGAGGGCAUGGUGGAAGCCACGGCCAUGACGACCCAGUGCCGCAGCUCAUACCUGGCGGGGGAGAUCCUCUGGGGCCACCGUUUUGAGCCAGUCCUCUUCGAGGAGAAGAACUACUACAAGGUGGACUACUCGCGCUUCCACAAAACCUACGAGGUGCCCAGCACACCCCUGUGCAGUGCCAGGGACCUCGCUGAAAGGAAGUACAUUCUGCCCAACUCCAACUCCUUCUGCUACGAGAACGAGGUGGUGCUCGGCAACAAAGACGAUGCUGAAGAAGGCCUCACGGGGAGCAUGGGCCCGGAGGGCACCAACACAGACACGGUCUCGGACUCUGAUUCCGGCCACAACCAGGCCACGUUGCCCCUAGAACCGCGGCCCCUGAGACGGGAGUCCGAGAUUUGACCGUUGAAAGGGGAACCUGGGAGCAGCGAUGCGGAAACCCGCACUUGGGAGGCACGUGGAGCUGCGCUGAGCCAGGCCUGGACAGGGGAACAGAUAUCACGCUGAUGGUACUGCUGUGAGAGGAGUUCACCAAGGACCGAAACGCAAGUGUUCAGACGGGGGACAGAAAGCAACGAACGAACAUAAGACUACGCACUGGCGGAGCACGAUGACACGUGUGCAUAGACCGAUGGGAAAGGUUGCCUCGAGGGGGUCAGUUAGUAACUCUAUACAGCCCUAUUUAUUAUCACGAUGGUUUAGAGAUCUGUGUGACAGAAGGUUGGUGGGAUGAGGGAAUUCGCUCGAGCGGUAUGUUUUUCAAAACUUGAAAACAGCAGGCAUGUCUCUGUGAUCAUCUCUCCAGCAGAAAGAUGAGCAUGAUGUGGGUUCAGUAGCACAAAUCCUGCUCUUGUUGCCUUUAUCUGCCUUUGUGGGUUUUAACUGCUGCUAAAGAAAUGACCUUUUCUACAUCUGGGGCAGAAGGAACAUCUGGAAGAAAGGCAAGCCUUAAACCGUCCAGGCGCUUAAAACGGUCACGUGCCCGAUACAUAAUGUGUGUUGGGAAUUAAUGUUUCCAUUUCUCUUGCUCUCAACGAAAAGCCAAAAAUUUUGCUAUUUUGCACAUUGUCUUUGGUGGCAACUGUCAGUGACUUAGUUUGUCGAGCGUUUUCCCCGCAUGAUUCGGCUUCCAGAACCUUCCGCUUGCACAGCUAUCCCAAGGCCCGGCGCUCUUGGGUCCGAUUGGAAUUAAGCGGGGUGGGUUUGGCACACGUUGCCCGUUCCAGGCCUUUGCCAGGUGCAUCAUGGGAAACGUCUUAACACUACUUUCCUAGAACACUGACACAUACAAUAUCUAUGCAGGUUUUCUAUGAAAAUGAGUACCGUGGUGCCCAUAAAUGCGUUCGAACCCAAGGCAGCCAGAGUGAUGCGUGUUGAUGAGCUGGCCUCUUAACACUACAGCAGCUCUCUGUCGGGGAUCCAGCGUGUGGGUUCUAACCUUGAGACAGCUGUGCCAAAAGACGGCUUCAGCGGAGUGUCCGUUCUUCGCCUCUCAACCCAUCUUCCAGUUCUAGAAGCUUCUAGCCUGCGUUAUGGAACUCAAGUCCCCAGCCUGACAUCUCGCAUACAGGAAAUGAAACUUCCUAUCUAUUUGUUGUAAGACAAUAACAAGGAUGAGUGUGAUCUCACAUGGGGGGGGUAACCCCACAGCCCCAGCCCUUGAUGUGAACCUACAGGCGAUGUUUGUGACAUGCUGGUCAAAUGCAUAGAAACAUGCCUGUUUUUUGUGAGCAAUACCAGUCGGAGAGGGGUCAUCAGUGUCGCAACGAACCAGACUUUUUCUUUACACUUCCUGGGUCAUAAAACAAAUGAGCAAACGAAUGUUUAACGAAGUGCUGCUACGUUGCUUAUUGUAAUGUGUGUGUGUGUGUGUGUGUGUGUGUGUUUUUUCCUCUUGGGGGGGUAAAAGCCUAUUAAAGUAUUGUUGUUUGUCUCAUUAAAAAUAGUUUAGUUUUCUAAACAAGUAGGAGGAGCUCGUUAUUAAGUGUAGGUAACCGAAAAUGGCUCAUCUAUUUUCCUAAAACAGAUACAUGUACACAUUUUAUGACAUAUUUUCAUAAUUGAAGCCAAAUGCAAAUAAAUCUGUUAGAAUCCAACGUGGGGUUAAGAAGCCCUACAAGAGGCAGGAGACAUUUGAACAAGUCCCUUUUGUAUCUGUAAGACUUUCGAAACUCGAGUUUUUCAGUGUUAUACCCAUUUUUUUGUCGUUUUGGACAAAUUCUUUACGACAGUGAUGUCCUGCAAGUUGAUUCUGACGAUCAGCAAUCCCAGGUCUCUCUGGAUCUGGAAAUGAUCUGCGAUUCCACAAUUGCUGAGUGCACUUCCUGGCGAACGACACACACACACACACACACACACACACACACACACACACACACACACACACACACACACACACAGAGUCCACUCCAAGAGCCAUUUGCAAUUUCAGUAUGUUUGUGCAGAAACCCGGCGUCAGACGCUGGGAACACUUUCAUAACGUUGCGACUUUUUAGUUUAAUUUUUGCUUUUAGAAAACAUUGAUGUUUUACAGUGAGAAAUUAAGAGCCAGAAGUACUGUAAGCGCUCCACACGAAGGCCCUCUUGUACCCUGUGGGGUGUGUGCUGCGACGCACUGAAGGCUGCGGGGGGUGCGGACCCCCCCCAUUUCUGUAUCAAUGACUGAAAGCCUUUUGCAGUGUCCCCCCCCUCCGUUUUUAUUCUCUUCUGUAAAUACUCCCUCCCUUUGGCAGCCUUUUUGUAUCAGUCUUCCUA
Messenger RNA from Scleropages formosus (Asian bonytongue), 3863 nucleotides. RefSeq names its product potassium inwardly rectifying channel subfamily J member 2a (gene kcnj2a). Gene Ontology annotation, cellular component: plasma membrane. Bases 237 to 1511 code for a protein of 424 amino acids. The record is from RefSeq and is a predicted model, not a curated record. Gene Ontology annotation, molecular function: inward rectifier potassium channel activity. NCBI's taxonomy places the organism in Eukaryota, Metazoa, Chordata, Actinopteri, Osteoglossiformes, Osteoglossidae. Gene Ontology annotation, biological process: potassium ion import across plasma membrane; regulation of monoatomic ion transmembrane transport. The transcript has a single exon.